Molecule: messenger RNA, 1341 nt
Organism: Nematolebias whitei (Rio pearlfish)
Lineage: Eukaryota; Metazoa; Chordata; Actinopteri; Cyprinodontiformes; Rivulidae
Product: Krueppel-like factor 6
Exons: 4
Coding region: 221-1081 (286 amino acids)
Biological process (GO): regulation of transcription by RNA polymerase II
Molecular function (GO): DNA-binding transcription factor activity, RNA polymerase II-specific; RNA polymerase II cis-regulatory region sequence-specific DNA binding
Source: RefSeq, a predicted model, not a curated record
GGGGGUGAAGUUUACAGUGAGCUGACAGACUUUUAGUGAGUUCACUGUUUGUGCGCUCUCGGUGCGUCACGCGCUCAGACGCUCCUCUGGAAGUGCGCGACUCCCGAGCAACAUACAUGCGAAGACAGCAGAGACUCCAGCUUCUUCCACUCCGCUCCAAGCUGCGCGCUUUUCCCAACAUUCACUUCGCUCGUGCUCGUUGCGGCUGAGUCUCAGUGACAUGGAUGUCAUACCGAUGUGCAGCAUCUUCCAGGAGCUCCAAAUCGUGCACGACACGGGAUACUUUUCUGCUUUACCGUCUCUGGAAGAGUACUGGCAGCAGACAUGCCUCGAGCUGGAAAGAUACCUCCAGAGCGAGCCCUACGUCUCAGCCACUGACCUUAAAUUUGAGAACCAGGAGGACCUGUGGAGCAAGCUCAUGCUCGCCUGCGGGGACAAGUCGAAUGAGUCUGACCCAAAGAUCCCCCACAUCAAGGAAGAGGUGGACAAUCAGGACAGCCAGCACCUCGACGCUGGUGGUUUCCACUCUGACGCCAGCAGCGAGGCCUCGGACAGCUCCGAGGAGCUCUCGCCUACCCUCGAUUUCUCCUCCAGCUCGUUGACUGACAUUCUGGGCGACAGCGGCGAAGACUUGGGCUCUGCCAUCAUCAGCACACCACCUUCCUCGCCUGAGCUCGGCAAGGAGGGCUCCGUGACCCAGGUGUGGAGUGGGAUACAGACUGUGCUGCACUCUCCUGGGAAAAUAAGAACUGGCAGCGUAGAGAGGACCGCAGAAAGGUCUGGGCUAACCAGUGGCGAGGCGUCGCCCGACGGCAGGAGACGGGUCCACCGGUGCCACUUCAACGGAUGCAGGAAGGUGUACACCAAGAGCUCGCACCUCAAAGCACACCAGCGCACACACACAGGUGAGAAGCCUUACAGGUGUUCAUGGGAGGGCUGCGACUGGCGCUUUGCACGAAGUGAUGAACUCACCCGACACUUCAGGAAGCACACGGGAGCGAAGCCAUUUAAAUGCAGUCACUGUGACAGGUGUUUCUCCCGCUCUGAUCACCUGGCGCUGCACAUGAAGAGGCACAUCUAAGAUGUCCUUCAUGUCGAGAGCUCUAAGGGAUGAGUCUGGUUGAUUGUCCUGACCUGUUUUUGGGGGAUCAGCAAGGCCGGUGUGUCCUGGGAGCAUGAAUGAGAGCACCGCCGUGUUCCAGUCAGUGGGAAAAACAUGAAGCAACGCAGGCUAUGAUUUGCACCGUACUCAGUGCCUCCAACACCUCGCUGUGGUGAUUGGUCUUGAAAGGCUUUUACAGAAGAGCCGGACAGUAAAAGAGAGACUUGGUAAAAAAAAAA